Messenger RNA from Ipomoea triloba (trilobed morning glory), 1623 nucleotides. RefSeq lists its product as uncharacterized. Lineage: Eukaryota; Viridiplantae; Streptophyta; Magnoliopsida; Solanales; Convolvulaceae. The transcript has 4 exons. Bases 399 to 1235 code for a protein of 278 amino acids. The record is from RefSeq and is a predicted model, not a curated record.
AUGACAGAAAGUUGCCUCUAUUCCGUUUCAUGCUUUUCGAACUUUAGGCGACUCAGGCAAGGAUGAUUAUGAUGUAUCGCUGUGUACAAGAAAUCUGAAAAUCAGUUGCAUCAACAGAAGACAACAACUCAUCACACUUGGAUGUAUAUGUAUUUCAUCGUCGGAAAAAUCACAUCCAAAUAAAGAUCCAAAGCAGCUCGCGGUUUUCAGAUGUCUUUACUGUGAUCUGUAAGCUGAGGUAUAGGAAAUUGUCUCCAAUGUAAUUUAUCAUGGACUGAUAAAAUUUCCUGAAUUGCACUGCAAGUCUCUGUAUACUUCACUCAGUGGUUUGCUCUGUUGCACAUUUUUUUGCAUUUGCCAAUUGACCACAAACGAGCUUGUAAGGGGGCACAUGAUCUAUGUUUGACAAUGAUGAGCCUUUGGCCUUAAAGAGGAUGCACGAGUUUUCUGCAGUUGAUGGUUUUUCGGAGAUAACCAGUAGCUUGGCAGACAUGAUAAAAUUUCUGGCAAACGAACCCUCGGUGGGUCUUUUCUACAUUCAACAACAUACCCACAAUGCAGUACCCAACCUUGUCAAUCUUAACAAUACUGUGGCGAAGAAAUCUCAUGAGGUGACUUUGCAUAUGGAAGAUUUAGAGGAUUCUAUAACGAUGAUGGGAUCAAUGAAAGAGUUUGGCUUUCCAAUUGCUGAAGAGAUGAUCAAAGAGAUUAAACAUUCCCUGGCUGUCAUGUCAACUAACCAACCGAAAAAAGGGUUAAUAAAUGCCCGUGCCCCCAGUUCAAGUUUCGGGAUGGGGAGAAGUACUUCAUGGGGCCCUUCAACGUGGAGCCUUAUGACUACAAACAGCAUGGAGCAGCAAGAUAGUGAGAACAGCAGUUAUUUGUCGAAUGUGUUCAAAUCUGCUAGGCAAAGAGCUAGCAACUUCAGGUGGACUCAAAUUGAAACCCGAGAACCUAUUCAAGUGAAGCAUGAGCCCUCGUUGUCUUCCCAAAACCAGGCUUCAUCAGCUGCAGAUGCAAGUUCUUCAUCAACUAUUGCCAAGACAGGCAUCGAUGAGUUCCCCUUGCUGAGUCAAACAGAUGAAGCGCUACACGAGUCACAGGUGAAUCGGAGCUUGUCCCAUGGUCAGUUGCUGUCUUUGUCAAAUAACUACGAGGAAUUUAGGGCUAACAAGGAAGCAAAACUGGAAGAGUGGUUGGAAGGAACAGGUGAUCAGCAAGAUAGGACUGAAUAACAUGAAAAUGCAAAUAAACGGUCAGGGAAUCAGGUUGUCCAUGCUUUGGCUAAGGAAGCUAUUUCUUUACCUGGCUAUGUGGAAUGGUUCGAUACUCCCCCUAACUUCAUUGUGGAUGUUUUGGAUUUUGAUAGUUCUAAUUAAUAUAGUUCCGUUACUUGAAAAAAAAAAACAUGAAAAAGCAGAUGGGAUUCAUUAUUCUGGGCAACAUAUAAUGCUUUCUUGUGAAGGGCUCUAUAUGUAUCAUUGCUGGUUGACCCUUUGUAGCUGAAUAAAUGCCAAAGUAAAAAAGAAAAGUCACAAGGGAUGAAAAAUAUUGUUGAAUUUAGGGGACAAGAUUGCAUGUAAUCCAAAAUUAAUUGAUUUUACAGAUUGUAUUAUGAUUGUU